UCUCAUUAAUCUGAUUAGCGGUCAGCCUCCUGUCUGUGUGAACACAACACAGGACAACAGCAGACGGCGGGACUCAAAACGUCUUUUACAUUUCCUCUUCCCUGAAGGUGGACAUGGUCGCCAGCUCUGUCCACCAUGCCCGUGUUCUACUCACCGGUACCAGAGACCCUGCAGAUGGGCCUGACCUCCAUGGGAGGCUCUGUGUUCACGAAUAACAGGACAGCAGACAGCGACUUUGGCAGGGAGCCAGAGUAUGCACCCGUCGUCAACGAGCAGGUGUCUAAUCUUCCCCUUCAAAUGCUUCUGUACUUCAACCUGUUUUACUUCCCCUGUUGGUGGUUCUCUGCUGUCGUGAUGCUGGACAUAAAGUUCCACCAUUUAGCUGGGUACUACCAGGCCCUGCUGAUUACAGGGCUGGUCCUGGUCACGAUCAUAGAAGUCAUCCGGCUCUAUCUGGGUUACGUCGGCAACCUUGAAGAGAAGGUCCCAGAGCUGGCCGCCUUCUGGCUCCUGUCCUUCACCUUCCAGCUGCCGGUGUUGCUGUUCUUCAUGACGGACGAAGGAAUUCUCAUCCUUCCUCUGGAGAGAGGCAUUCACUUAGUCUACCUGCUCUUCCUGCUCGCUCAGAUUCUGACCUCCUUCAUGGCACUGAGGACCAUGACCCAGAAGCUCACGCUGCUCUUUUAUCUGCGGCAGUUUGGCAGGGCGGAGAACCUGCAUCCCAGGGCGAUGAGUCCCAUCCAUGGGCUUCCAUAUCACUGCAGCGUGCUUCCUGUCUCAUCCUCCACUCACAGCUUCCAUUAAUGCCAAACACAUGCGUAAUGUGCUCAGAAAAUAGUUCUAUUUUGUACCAGCUCUGAAUUCUAACUUAUAAAUAAACAAGUUGAAGGGGGGAUUCCCAUGAAUUUAAA
Oryzias latipes (Japanese medaka) is the source of this 911-nucleotide messenger RNA. RefSeq names its product transmembrane protein 17A. NCBI's taxonomy places the organism in Eukaryota, Metazoa, Chordata, Actinopteri, Beloniformes, Adrianichthyidae. Gene Ontology annotation, biological process: non-motile cilium assembly. The record is from RefSeq and is a predicted model, not a curated record. Gene Ontology annotation, cellular component: ciliary transition zone.